AUGUUAGAAAAAAAGUUUGCUGACAUUGACAAAAAAUUUGAGAAUGUUUUAAACAAGAACAAGAGGAAGUUAGAAAAUGCUCAGAUAAAGCCUAUACAUGACAAGUUCUUAUUUGCUCAGAAUGGUAUAACAGGUCUAAUCGCACCACCUGGGUCGGGUAAGACUUUCACUUAUCUUAAAAUGGCUGCACAACAACAAGAACUAGAUGAGAAGAACCCAUUCUAUGAGUUAGUUGUCAUUUGUAGUACUUCUGGUCAAUUUGACCAAACCGUAAAUUCGUUCAAAGAUAUUAUAAAAAAGUCUAAGUUAGUAUGUAUAAAAGACUCUGAGUUGUUAGAUUGGAUAAAGAAGUACCAAAGAAGAGUUUUGAAGUACAAUGCUAUAAAUGAGUAUAUAAAUUCUAAGUUUAAAGACCCAAAUGAGGAAAUGCAGAGAAUAUUAGAGAAGAAACACUUCAGAAACAAACAGAAAGAGAUAGAAUACAUUUCGAAGAAAUUGCAAUCUUACGAUUGGAAGACUUACCCUCAUAG
Trichomonas vaginalis G3 is the source of this 530-nucleotide messenger RNA. RefSeq names its product P-loop containing nucleoside triphosphate hydrolases family. The annotation marks the transcript as partial. The record is from RefSeq and is a predicted model, not a curated record. Gene Ontology annotation, molecular function: DNA binding; hydrolase activity; ATP binding. The transcript has a single exon. NCBI's taxonomy places the organism in Eukaryota, Parabasalia, Trichomonadida, Trichomonadidae.